AUGCUGACACCCUCACACCCUCAACCCACUGUCACGCCGCGCAUCAUUCCUCCCCAUGCGUCGGAGUUGGGAGCGACGCCGCGUUUCCAUAGACUUUGUGACAUUUUCGAUGAUUGUUCCGUGCUAAAAGUAAAGCUCUGGGUAGCCGGUGCAAGGCCGGCCGCUAGACUCGAGAUAAUGGCGAGUCAAGUUCCUUUCUCGCCUCCGUUCACUGGCUCGGAGAAGAGCGAGUGGGUAGCUCAACUUCAAAUCACCCCAAGCGGGCAGCACUCUCCGCUGGUCGACCACUACUGCCGGAGGAUCGCGGAUUCAGAGCCUGAGCUAAUACAUCGGCUUUUCAACAAUCGCUAG
Messenger RNA from Parascedosporium putredinis, 351 nucleotides. NCBI's taxonomy places the organism in Eukaryota, Fungi, Ascomycota, Sordariomycetes, Microascales, Microascaceae. The record is from the annotation of a GenBank genome assembly.